AUGGCCUACAGAACGUUGGAGAUCGCACAGCUCUCCGCCCAUAAGCUCAAAGAUGUGAGGCUUUUCGGCAGAAUGAAAGUCUACGUGGUGGUCUCGCUCUCCGACGACCCGCAGCCGAAGAAGCGGACUCCUACUGAUCGGGUGGGCCGAGAAAACCCCUCGUGGAACUCGAUGACGUUCCAAUUCAACGUCCCCGACGACAACCCAGGCCGCCUCACCCUCCGCUUCCUCCUGCGCACCGAGCGAAGCCUCGGCGACCGGGACGUCGGCGAGGUCAACGUCCCUGUCAAGGACCUUCUUCGUACCGGCAAUGGCCAAAUGCAGUCCGUCAGCUUUCAGGUUUACGUUCCAUCCUAUGGGGAGAAUCAGGGCGUCCUGAAGUUCUCAUAUAAGCUUGGCAAGAGGAUUGCUCCUCCUCCAACCAUUCCCACUACUGUUGUUCAAGAGACCAUGGUCCGCACGAUCGCCGGGUACCCGUACCCAACGCCGGCGAACGGGUAUGGCUACGAGGCGGCGCCACCUCCAAGGAAGAAGUAG
Messenger RNA from Phoenix dactylifera (date palm), 537 nucleotides. RefSeq names its product protein SRC2 homolog. The record is from RefSeq and is a predicted model, not a curated record. Gene Ontology annotation, biological process: defense response. NCBI's taxonomy places the organism in Eukaryota, Viridiplantae, Streptophyta, Magnoliopsida, Arecales, Arecaceae.